AUGCAGCGGGCCAGCAGGAUUGUUGCAGCGCCGUUCAAAAGUGUGCUGCGGCGCCACAAGCUUCAUCCAGAGGGCCUUCCCCUAUACAAUGAGAUGUCUAAGCAAUGGCUGUGUCGGGAGGGGGAGCGUUGGUGGAUUCUCGACGCCAAGGGUGAGCAGCUCCCACGUGUGGCGGCCGUUGCGGCGCAGUACAUCACUGGCCAACAUCGACCAGACUUUACUCCUGGAAUGAUAUCUGGAGAUCACGUCAUAAUUGUCAACAUAAAAGACGUGGUCAUGGUAGGAGACCAGUGGAUACGUGUGCCAAUCACCUGGCAGACGGCCUACCCAGGCGGAAAGUAUCGUAUUCGUUUGACUGACAUGUAUGAGCGAGAUCCGUGCAUGCUGAUGUGGUGGUUCUUGAAAGACGAGGUGAACCGUCACUUUGUCCGGAAGUUGAAGACACGUGUCGCCCCGCUGGAAAAGGCCUGGUUGUACGAAGAUAGCGUGCACCCGCACGGGGACAAGAACCCACGACCGCUUUGCUGGUCCGAUCCAGUAGUGAAAGGCUGGAAAUACGUGGAUCCUCAGUUUAUCAGGCGCUGGAAGCCUAACGAAUUUCUCACGUAA
Messenger RNA from Trypanosoma rangeli, 609 nucleotides. RefSeq names its product ribosomal protein L13. NCBI's taxonomy places the organism in Eukaryota, Euglenozoa, Kinetoplastea, Trypanosomatida, Trypanosomatidae. Gene Ontology annotation, biological process: translation; negative regulation of translation. The transcript has a single exon. The record is from RefSeq and is a predicted model, not a curated record. Gene Ontology annotation, molecular function: mRNA binding; structural constituent of ribosome. The coding region runs from base 1 to 609 and encodes 202 amino acids. Gene Ontology annotation, cellular component: mitochondrial large ribosomal subunit; ribosome.